Molecule: messenger RNA, 549 nt
Organism: Aureobasidium musti
Lineage: Eukaryota; Fungi; Ascomycota; Dothideomycetes; Dothideales; Saccotheciaceae
Source: the annotation of a GenBank genome assembly
AUGGCCAUCCCAUCCUUCCAAAAGCGUAUCCUCUUACGUCCGCGUUGCGAAUCCGACGCCGAAGCUCUAUACCCAACAAUGUCACACCCAGAUUCAAUGCGUUUCUGGUCUCGCGCGCCCUUCACCUCCAUCCCCGAACUGCGCAAUUAUUUCACUCCGGAAGAAGCCUCAGGCUGGAAGACCUGGGCGAUAGUCAAAGCCAACUCUCCCUCAGAUACAGCAAUUGGCUUCGUAGCCGCAGGCAUAAGACGCAAAGGCGUGACUGAGAUAGGCUAUCUGAUUGCUCGUGAGCAACUAAGUCAAGGCUAUGGAAGAGAGGCCGUGGCAAUGUUGCUCGAUGACUUGUUUGCCCAAGGACAACGACGCAUAGUCGCUGAUGUGGAUCCCGAGAACCGAGCUUCUGUAGCUUUGCUUACAGCGCUUGGGUUCAAGUUAGAGGGACAUUUGCGUGCUGAAUGGGAAACACACAUCGGGAUCCGCGAUUCUUUGAUUUAUGGAUUGUUGGUUGAGGAUUGGAAAACUUCAGCUGCGGAGGUAGAAAAGAGAUGA